AUGGCUCUCGGCGAACAUUCCAUUGAGACCCCUCCGCGGGCGGCGUCUCCAGUGCAUCGAUUCGGAACUCUCGCCGUGCAUGCGGGCUCGCCCCACGAUCCAGUCACAGGAGCUGUCAUAGAACCUAUCUCCUUGUCAACCACCUUUGCGCAAAGCUCCGUCGGGAAGCCUGUCGGGCUCUACGAAUACACACGAAGCUCGAAUCCCAAUAGAGACAACUUCGAGACCGCCAUCGCAGCCCUAGAACACGCCCGCUAUGCCCUCGCCUUCUCCUCCGGCUCCGCAACGACAGCCACGAUCCUUCAAUCCCUCGCCGCGGGCUCCCACGUUGUCUCCAUAUCCGAUGUCUACGGCGGCACACACCGGUACUUCACAAAAGUCGCCGCCGCGCACGGCGUCCACGUCACCUUCUCCCCCUCCAUCGAGAUUGAAAUCAGCGAGCUGAUCCGGCCCGACGAAACAAAGCUCAUCUGGAUCGAAACCCCCAGCAACCCGACGCUCAGCCUCGUCGACAUCCGCGCCGUCGCCUCCGUCGCGCACCAGCAUGGCAUAAUGGUGGUUGUCGACAACACGUUCCUCUCGCCGUACGUGCAGAACCCGCUCGAUCAUGGAGCGGACAUCGUCGUGCACUCUGUGACCAAGUACAUCAACGGGCACUCGGACGUGCUGAUGGGGGCUGCCGCAUUCAACAGCCCCGCGCUGUACGACCGCCUCUCGUUUCUCCAGAACGCGAUUGGAGCUGUGCCGAGUGCGUUCGACUGCUGGCUCGCGCAUAGGGGGCUCAAGACGCUGCAUCUGCGCGCGCGGGAGGCGAGCGCGAACGCCGCGGUCAUCGCAUCAGCGCUCAAGGCCUCCGCGCACGUCGUCGCUGUGAACUACCCCGGCCUGUCGUCGCAUCCACAGCACGCUGUCACGCUGAAGCAGCACCGCAACGGCAUGGGCGGGGGCAUGUUAUCCUUCCGGAUACGGGGCGGCCAGGGCGCUGCAGAGCGGUUCUGCCAGGCGACGAAGAUCUUCACGCUCGCCGAGAGCUUGGGCGGCGUCGAGAGUCUGGUUGAGGUUCCAGGAAGCAUGACGCAUGCGGGGAUCCCGAGGGAACAGCGCGAGGCGGCGGGCGUGUUCGAUGAUUUGGUAAGGGUGAGCUGUGGGAUUGAGGAUGGAGAGGAUUUGAGGAAGGAUGUGCUGCAGGCGCUUGAGAAGGCGGUCGUGGGGCCGAAGAUCAGUAAUGGGGUUAAUGGGAGUGUGUGA
This is a messenger RNA of Coniosporium apollinis CBS 100218, 1248 nucleotides long. RefSeq names its product cystathionine gamma-lyase. Gene Ontology annotation, cellular component: cytoplasm. The transcript has 3 exons. The coding region runs from base 1 to 1248 and encodes 415 amino acids. The record is from RefSeq and is a predicted model, not a curated record. Gene Ontology annotation, molecular function: cystathionine gamma-lyase activity; pyridoxal phosphate binding. Gene Ontology annotation, biological process: transsulfuration. NCBI's taxonomy places the organism in Eukaryota, Fungi, Ascomycota, Dothideomycetes.